CACAGCAUGCAAAUCGAUUAUGUUCAAGAGUGUGCACUAAUUGCGUCCAGUGUUCCCCAACCAUUGAGUCAGUUUCACAGUAUCCCUUGGAGGCACAACGUCGAGAAUCGCAAGAAACAAUGUUCUUGAUGACGUCGCUGCAAUUGUGGCUGCUGCUCUUAUCAGCCAAUUUGCAAAUGGAGGCAUUCAGAUAUUACGACUAUGACGACAACGGAGAAGUUAACUUUAUGUCGAAUGGACAUGGUUACGGUCGUGUUGUCACAAAAAGAACAUGUGAAAGUCAUGAAGAGAUUGCACGCUGGAUCAACGAGCAGGUGGUGAGAAAUGCGAAACUUACGAGCCUCAAUCAACAGCUGGGCAAGUUAUUGGAUGCCUUGCAUACGAAGCGCCCGGAGCAGAUCGGAGACGAGCACUGUUGUUUCUAUGAGAAGGACACCAUGGAGAAGAUAUUGAAACACAUGACGAGCCUCUCGGCCAGCAGUAGCAUCGGCGUGGGCAAGCCUCUGGAGUCAAGCGGCGACAUUGGCAAGGAUCUGGACAGCAUCCUGGACAGAAUGAAAAUACUGAUCGGGAAAGACACGAAAACCUGCUGCGAUCAGUUGAUGGACAAUCUUAAAGCCAUGGAAGUCGAUUUGGCUAAGCAAUUGUAUGAGCUUAGCCGCAGAUUGAACGAACAAAACGAGGACAACACUCGGAAACGAGAUAAGCUAAAGGUCAAGGAAGCUGAUCUAGAGAAGAAGCUAAAGGAUAUAGCGCAGCGCAUCGAGCAACUGGAGCAGAAACAAAAGGACAACAAGGCGGAGGCGGAAAAGUGUUGCAAGGAGCUGAACUCGCGAGUCGAUGAGCUUAACCAACAGUUGGAGAAAGCACAAGCCGAGACCCAAAGGAAGGCCAACGAGCUGAAGAAAGAGCUGAAAGACUUGCAGGAUAAACAAAAGGAGCAGCAGGAUCAAAUAAAUAACAUCCAAAUAGAAUCAGAGAAGCGCAUUGGGAAUAUUAAAUUAAUAAAGGAAAAAUGCGACAAGACCUGUGAAAUAAACAAACUGGAAAACCAAUUACUUCAGGGCAACAGCACAGAAAACAGCCCGCUGGCGAAAAUAACACAAUUGGAGCAGGCGGUUAACGAACACAAGGAACAGCUGGAGAAACUCGUGAAGCUGGCAACAAGUAUUUCCCACUGCAGGCAGUUCCAUGAUGAACUGAAAAAAAUGGAAACCACAGUGCAAGAGUUAGAAAAGCAAAAGACGCCCGAACCACAAGAUAUGAAUAAUUGUCCAGGACUGGACGAAUUGAAGGCGGAAGUUAAUAGGGCCAAGGCCUGCUGCAAGAACAUGGACAAGUUGUCCAAAGAUCUGGAGCAGCUGCAGCAAAAUGUUGACCAAAUGGGCGCCAAUUACAGUGAUCAUAUUGCCAAACUGGAAGCGGCUCUAAAGGAUUUGCAGCAGCGUCUGAACGAGGCGCUGGACAAGUUGAACUCGGCGAGUUCCACGACUGUCAAGCCCACGACUGCGGGUAUCGAUGCCCAGGCCGUUGAUGACCUCAUAAGACAGCUGCAGGCCAAACUGGCUGCGACAAAUGAUUUGCUUUCGGUAAUCCAAAAAAAUCUCGAAGAUAACGAUAACAAGCUGAACGAAAUCAAGGAUGAUCUAAUCAAAAAGUACGACGAGCUGGCCAAGCUGAAUGCGGAACGGCAAAAGGAUGCGCAAGAAUUUAAGAAACGCGCCGAGCAACGUCUCAACGAACUGGAGAAAUUGCUGCUCCGAUCGAAUAAUAAUAAUCAUAAUGAUCCCGUCAAGCUGGAUGGCAAAAUUGUGCAGCGUCUGGCAGAGCUGGAGAAACAACACAAAAAACUGCGCAAGGAUACCGACAAGAUAUUGGAGCUGGAACAACGAAUUGCGGAACUGGAGGCGAGACUUAAAGAUGCACUCGAGAACCUGCAUGAAAACGAUGCUGAAUUAAACAAAUGUUUGAGCUCGUGCAAGGGUCUGGACAAGCUAGACGAUCUUAUCGAUCGCAUCGAGGAUCUGGAGAAGAUUGCUGGCAUUCCCCCAAAGGCCAGAAGCUCCACAAUCCAGACAACACAGUGGACGACAACAAGGAGACCGCACGGCUCAAAAGGAAGCGUUGAUCAUGCAAUGCCUAUUUACGAGGUGAAAUAAUAAUAAUAAUAAUAAUAUUAAUAAUAAUAAUAUUAAU
Messenger RNA from Drosophila novamexicana, 2196 nucleotides. Its product is annotated as myosin-2-like. NCBI's taxonomy places the organism in Eukaryota, Metazoa, Arthropoda, Insecta, Diptera, Drosophilidae. The transcript has 2 exons. The coding region runs from base 120 to 2159 and encodes 679 amino acids. The record is from RefSeq and is a predicted model, not a curated record.